Molecule: messenger RNA, 1128 nt
Organism: Sphaerulina musiva SO2202
Lineage: Eukaryota; Fungi; Ascomycota; Dothideomycetes; Mycosphaerellales; Mycosphaerellaceae
Product: LigB subunit of an aromatic-ring-opening dioxygenase LigAB
Exons: 2
Coding region: 98-973 (291 amino acids)
Molecular function (GO): ferrous iron binding; oxidoreductase activity, acting on single donors with incorporation of molecular oxygen; zinc ion binding
Source: RefSeq, a predicted model, not a curated record
UUACCUUACCUUAGUUCAUGUUGUUGUCUUGACUUCUUCUAACAACAUCAUCAUCAUCUUGUCCAGCUCAUCAUACACACAGAAUACUCCUAUCACAAUGGGUCUCCCACCAGUCCACUUCUUCUCGCACGGCUCAACGAUGAUGCUGGGCGAAGAGUCCACAUCAGCCGACUACUGGAAACAAGCAGGCGACGAAGCCCUCGCCAACAACAUCAAAGGCGUAAUCAUGAUGGGCGCCCACUGGGACGCCACGGGCACCGAAAUCCAAGUCGCCAUGAACCCCAAACCGGGAAAAUCCCCCGUGGCAUACGUGCACCCUUCCAAAUACGUCAACUACCACCUCAACGCAGAUUUACCCACGGGCGAAAAAUGCAUGAAACUGCUCAAAGAUGAAGGCUUUAACGUGACUCCUCACGAUUCCUUCGAGUGGAUUCACGAUACAUAUCUCAUUCUCAUUCGAAUGUUUCCCACAAAAUGUCCUCCAACAACAAUCAUCUCCAUGAACGCCCGUUUCGAUCCUCACUUCCACAUGCGAGUCGGCUCGACCCUCCGACCCCUCCGCUCACAAGGUUAUCUCAUCAUCGGCACGGGGGGAGCCGUACACAAUCUCUACCGCAAUCAAUGGGCACCGAUGCUCAAAUACCGCGACAAUUUCGCGCAAGAAGCGCCUCCCGAGGGGUGGGCGUUGGAAUUCCGGCAAAGUGUGGAAGAUGUGAUGAAGAAUAAUCGUGGGCCAAAUUUGCGCAGGGCGGUGACGAGGUUGAUGAAACAUCCUCAGUAUCGGGAUGCGCAUGCGACGGAUGAUCAUUUUAUGGCGGCGUGCUUUGUUAGUGGUGCGGCCGGGGAUUGGGAGGAUUUGGAGGAGAAGGCGGGUGAGUUGAAGGCGGAGACGUGGGAGUUGACGAAUAUGUGUAAUAGUCAGUUUACGAUUGGGGAGUGGCGGAGUGGUGGGAAGGCGGUGGCGGCGCAUUGAGGAGUUGUUUUUUUAUAGGUAUGUACUUGAUGAGGGAGAUGUGGGUAUUAUGUUGAUUUACCUAUUUACCUAUACUUGAUCGCUAUGACUGUGACAGAAAUGAAAUGAAGACAUUGGAGAAUCGUUAUAUAGCAACAUGACAUUCCAUAAGAAAA